CAAAAAUCGGUCAAUAGCAAGGGAGCUUACUCUCUGAAUUCAUUGAUUGUUUGCUAGUUUUGCAAGAUGGAGCACAGGGAAAUAUCGAGCCCAAGAGUGGAGAAAUUUAAUGUAUAUAUUGAGGGAGACUUAAAGCACAAGCACUUUGUAAUACUUACGUUACAUGAUUUAGGAUGCAAUCACACAAUGUGGUCCAACUACCUGCAGCACCCCUCCAUGGCGGAGAUCAACAAGAGAGCAGCGUUUGUCCAUGUGGAUUUUCCCGGACAGGAGGAUAAUGCAGUCGAUCUCCCGCCAGAUUACAGCUUUCCCAGUAUGCAGAGUCUGGGAGAAGAUCUUGUAUGUGUACUGGAUCGACUUGAUAUUAAGCAGGUGGUUGGACUUGGAGAGGGGGCUGGAGCCAAUGUUCUCGCCAGAUUUGCCAUGGCCCAUCCCACACGAGUGUUGGGUGUCUGUCUAAUCCACUGCACCGGGACAACUGCUGGCAUCAUGGAAGGACUGAAGGACAAGCUGAUUGGUUGGAAGUUGGAUAACCUAGGAAUGAACCCCACUGCUGAAGCCUAUUUGAUGAUGCACAGAUUCGGUUCAUUUGAAAAAGCUUCAGAUCAGGAGGAGUUAAAUAAGGCCAUUUCUUCAUUCCAACACUCGCUUCGCAAAAACAUCAACCCUCAAAACCUCAAACGAUUCGUCAAGUCUUUCAUGAAGAGAACUAACAUCGCAGACAACAUCGGGAAGAUGAAAUGUCAGGUUCUGUUAGUGACAGGAUCACUCGCUUCCUUUAACCAUACGGUCCACACACUGGCAGGUUUUAUGUUAUCCAAGAUGGACAAGAGCAAAGUGGAGAUCAUAGAAGUGGAGGGUGUAGCCAACGUCAUAGAAGAAAAGCCGGACCGCCUUGCAGAAGCCUUCCUGUAUUUCUGUCAGGGACUAGGCGUCAAGCCAAGGCGGGUGAGCUUCCGUUCGACCCUGGAGCCCCACGCGGAGUGACGGUUACAGGGUUCUUUCUGUUUCCGGGGUAAGCUAUGUGUGCGCAUUCCCACAGUAUAUACUCAGCACUGCUGCUAAUAGUCCGGGCCGCUGUAACGGGUGUCUGGGUGUAGGAUUGUAAUCUAUAAUUCUCUGGACUUUCUACAAGCAUGUUUAAUCCUCGUGACACACGGUUAGUGGGCAAAUAGGACCACAAGUGAUGUGCAGCGUCAGAAUUUCCAAAUCAAUUUUAUUUUUUAAAAACAAACAUAUUUAAUAAAUAUACAGCCAUCGCUUUUGCAUCAUGUUGAUUGACAUGAAUGAAAAAUUAUUCAAAUUUCUAACAUUACAAGGACGCUUUUAAAACAUCAAAUAUAUAAUUAUAUAUUAAGUAGAAUGAAUAUGAACUUAGUCUAGAUACAAUAUGCAAUUCGUAUGGUAUGAAAGCCACUGGAAGGGUUGGCAUGCUUUCUUUAUAUUCUAAAAUUUUUUUUCAUUUCUCUGCUCAUCACGCAUGUUGCAUUCAUAUCAGUAUGAAUUUCAGUUAGUGGCAUAUUUCUUGUAAACUAAAUUACCAUUGGUUAUACAUUGCAAUCAAGCAAGAAGUUUUGAAGAUUUCCAUUUCAUUGAUCAAAUUCAACAGAAAUAUAUUUUUAAAGUGCUGUUUUUAGAAUGAGAUCUUUGCAAGAGUUCAGUUUCUUAAUUUUUUUGCAAUCACAAAUUUGAUAAAUGUUAUGUUACUUAAAAUCUCCUAGUGGCAAAGAAUACCAUUACCAUCUUUACAUUUGUAUAUUGAUUCAGGACAACCAACUUAAAAGGUCUAUGAGAAAAACAGAGGCUAGGAAUUUAUCAUUCAAGUAUCUAUAUCUGAAAAGAAAGUCCAGGGAGAAUCUUAAAUCUAUUCUCAUAGCAUAUCAGCAUUCAAUAAAGUCAGUUCUCUCUCUCUCUCUCUCUCUCUCUCUCUGCUUGUGGAUCACUGUCACUGAAAAUCUAGAAGCAUUGGCCUUAUUGAAUUCUGAGUCUAAUAGCUGUUGCUGUAAUUAGAUUUGUAGAGAAAUGAAAAAAAAAAAUACAUUUGUAUAUGUAGUAAUGAUGUUUAGCAAACAUUUUUGGUAGUAGACACUAAUAUGGGAACAUUUUCGGUAGUAGUCACUAAUAUGGGACGGGAAAUUUAGCUAACACGGUGAAUUAGUUCCAUUUUUCAGAGUGCGGGAGUAUCUAGAAAAUCCUAUGUAAUAUAAGAUUAACUAGUUCCAUUCACAAGCUUACCCCUUCGUAAAUAUCAAUCCCCAUUUUUCACAUGCACUUACAGAUGGCCAUGUUAAAGCACCAUGAAAACAGUUCCCAGACCAUCACGUCUCAACAUCAGAACCUCCACUAAUGCUCCAUUAAACUUAUUCACGGCACACAAGGAAUUGGAGAUCAAAGCAUUGUCUCUAUCAGUGACUAAUGUAUAUUUAGUGAUGAAAAAGGAUGCGAAUAUUAAUGUGUCAAUACACAGAUAUUUCCAUAAAAUUUUCCUGACAGUGAAAUACUGUUUAAAGGGGCAUGGACACAAUUCUGGUAAAAAAGAAUUACUCAGAUAUAUGAUUAAUAAUAUCAAAGUAUUUCAUACCUGUAAGACAUGGUAACAAACCUAAAUUUCAAAAAUUGAUGCCAAGAUGUAUUUGAGAAAUCUAAACUUUCCAUUUUCAAAACAAGGCAUGAGUUAUGCAUGUUCAUGUUUACAUGAUUAACUAUUAACAUAGUGCCAAAGUUCACAACUUCAGGGGAAAAGGUUUUUACAAUGAAACUUUCCAUUCAUUUUUUUUUUCUGUGCAUGCACCCUAAAUUUUGAUUUAUCAUUAUCCUAUGAUAAAAUGUUGAUAUUUUUUAUUUUAUUUAUUUAUUUUUUACAUUUGUUUUAGAAAUCUUGGUGUUCUCACCUCCGCCCUUGGUUUCUGACUAAAGACAAGAGUUUGUUUACACGUGCACACAUUUGUCUCAUAAACACGCAACACGCUUUUGUAGAAAUGAUUGUAAUCCAUUUUAAUAUUCAUAAAAGAUCUUUUGUUUCUAUAACAAUAUUUUGUCAAUUUCAACCAAUUAACAAUCCUGUCCAUGCCCCUUUAAACUAGAAUUGCCCUUUAGUAAUCACCAUCUAUGUCUGCCUAUUUGUUCAUAAGAAAUACCUGAUUCUUAACACGCCUGAGCUGAACAGUUAAGUGACCUUUUCUGAUCAACGUUUGUUCAUCCUCUUCUUCUCCGUCUGAGGAAACUAAAGGUGGGUUAGAUUCUGUGCUUUUGACCUAGGCUUUUGUAGGAUAUCUUCACCUAGGCUGUUGUAGGGUAUCUUUUCACCUAGGCUUUUGUAGGAUAUCUUCACCUAGGCUGUUGUAGGGUAUCUUUUCACCUAGACUGUUGUAGGAUAUCUUCACCUAGGCUGUUGUAGGGUAUCUUUUGACCUAGGCUGUUAUAGGAUAUCUUCACCAAGGCUGUUGUAGGAUAUCUUCACCUAGGCUAUUGUAGGAUAUCUUUUGACCUAGGCUGUUGUAGGAUAUCUUCACCUAGGCUAUUGUAGGAUAUCUUUUGACCUAGGCUGUUGUAGGAUAUCUUCACCUAGGCUGUUGUAGGAUAUCUUUUGACCUAGGCUGUUGUAGGAUGUGUGUGCUCAUGUAUGGCUUGGCCUGUAGUGUUUAUUGUGUAUGGCUGGGGUCUAUAGUGUAUGUUAAGUAUGGCUGGGGUCUAUAGUGUAUGUUAAGUAUGUCUAGGUUCUAUUAUGUAUGGUAAAGUUUUUUGUUAUUUGUCAUACAGGACAUAUUAUGGUACAGUGAUGUCUGUCCGUCUGUUAAGGGGUUUCUGUUUCUAUUUCCAUCUCUCUGUCAUAUGAAGCCAAAACUUGCUGUGUAGCUUCUUUGUGGGUCACUGUAGAUCAUGUUGUAAGUUUGAUCCAUUUCAACCUCUCUUACAGGAGUUUUGCCCCUUUAUUUGAAAAUGUAUGGUAUAUGGAGGGUACAUAAUUUGUGGGGCAAAUUCCUCCCACAGUUUCUUAGUGAGGAGCUUAUUAUUUUACAAAGUGUUUAUAUGGGUAUUAAAGAUGUGCAUUUGGCAAGGAUUUUGAUUUUUUGAGAAAAUUACACAUUGUUGAACUUAGUUGUUGAACUUAGUCAGUUUUGAGGAAAUUUUAUAAAGUUAGUGCAUGGUUUGUCCUUAUAAUUCCUCUUACAGUUUUAAAGCUAGGACCUUUGUAAACAACUUGAAGAUGAGCUAAUUGCAAGGAUUUUGAUUCUCAAUAUAUGGAUGUAUUGUUGAGGGAGGUUUAAGGAGGUUUGAGAACCCAAGAAAUUCAUAAUAAAAGGAAAGUGUUACAUUCAUAUAAUAUUGAGCUGAUGUAAUCGAUUUUGCAUAAACUCUUGCAAAAGUACAUUUUAUUGUUACAUUAAAAAAAAUCUAAUUCUGCAAGAUCCACAGAUUUAUAGGUUAACCAUUAUAUAUAAUUUUUUGCUGCUAUAAAGUAAUGAAGGAAUUCAUUUCUGGGCCAAAAAUAAAAGGGGGAGUGAAAUUGGUCCUGUAUACAAAUAUAAUGAUAAUUUCCUGUGUUUACAGUUGGAGGGGUGCCAAUGCCACGCAUGACGAGAGCCAACUCGUCAGAAAACACCGAGAUUGUAACCAGGAGGACGCGCAGCAUGUCAAUGGAA
Molecule: messenger RNA, 4643 nt
Organism: Ostrea edulis (European flat oyster)
Lineage: Eukaryota; Metazoa; Mollusca; Bivalvia; Ostreida; Ostreidae
Exons: 13
Coding region: 67-987 (306 amino acids)
Biological process (GO): signal transduction
Cellular component (GO): cytoplasm
Source: RefSeq, a predicted model, not a curated record